This is a messenger RNA of Symbiodinium natans, 1221 nucleotides long. The record is from the annotation of a GenBank genome assembly. NCBI's taxonomy places the organism in Eukaryota, Dinophyceae, Suessiales, Symbiodiniaceae.
AUGGGUGCCGCCGGCGUUGAGCGUUGGCAAUGCCUUUGCAAGGUCCCCUUGAGCAUCCGCACGGCGCCGCGCGGGAAAGGUGAGAUCCUGGCUGUCAUCGGGCCCGGUGACUUGGUGGCCUUCACUCCCUUCCCGCAGCGACCAGUUGUCCUUGCUGACCUUCUGGCGCACAGUUAUUUGAGAUGUCGCAAAGUGGUGGAGGAUGGGCGAGUGGAGUCUGAGCAAGGCUGGAUCUCAUGCAACUCCGAGGAUGUUGGGGUCCACUUUGCCCCGUUCACCCAGCAGGCCCACACGGCAUACACAGCGUCCAGUUGGCAGAGCUGCUCCAGGAGGAGCUCGUCUCAGAAUCCAUGGUUGAAUCAGCUUGCCCGGCUGAAGCUACCAGCCACAUCGGAAUUGGAGGAGACGCUGGGCUCACGCUUGCUCCUGGAUACCCAUGUCCGUGGCAAGUUUACAGGUGUCUUCGUUUGCGAUGCGUUGGCUGGUUCGGGGAUGGCUGUGAGGCCGUGCAUGGACAGGGUUGCUCAGCGCUGGAUCCGUGACAACUUUGCAGCCGAUGCUGUCACCGUCUCAAGUCUGGAGCUGGCGGCUCUGCUGGAGAAGCGCACUGUGGAGGAUCGGCACAAACUGGUGCUCCUCCUGGUGCAGGAGCCCCAUGCCUGGGUCGCUCGGGCACGACUCAGCGGCUUUCCCGGUGCAUUCCUGGCUCGUGCGGAAGAGCCAUCAGGCAAGUUGGAGUUCGCAGGCAAAUGCCCGGGUCUGAUGGACUGGUUGCAACAGCCUGUCGAGUGCUCCGGCAACUUGCACUCUGAAGGGCUCAUGUCCUUGUGGGCGUGGUUCACUCAAGAUCUCGGCCGGGCGGCAGUAGCCGCGAAGCAUGUCGUUCUCUGCCGGGUGGAGGAUCUCCUCUUCGACAGUGGGGGCGUGGCUUCUGCGCUUCGACGUUUGGGCAUCAAGCAGCGGUCCGCAGGCACAGCUGUGCACCUGCCAGUGCGAGACAUGUGGUGGUGCCAAGCUAUAGAGAGCUACAGGCAGAGUGGGCUCUUCACCCACCAAGAGGCCGAAGCCAUCGACACUCCUGUGGCCAACCUUCGAGGCCAGGGAGGACUGGCGUACGUGGUCGGCGACUGCAGAGAAGCAGUUGGAGGAAGCCAGGAGCGAGUUCAGCACCUCACCUCAGACCUUACCAUUGGCUGCCCCUGGUUCUCGAGUACCAUCUAA